UAUAAAUAAUGACAAUACGAGGGCCUUCCUUGUCACCAUGUGGGCAACCCUAUUGUUUUGUCUACCAACAAACUGUACAAUCAGACUCGGACACAGCUACAUUAAUGCCCUGAUUCCUGAGGAAAAGCUCCUCUAUGGGCAUACCUUACUUCACGAGCAUUCACCUUAUCAAUGAUAACCUUAGCAUCCCCAGCACCAACAUCCCCUCCCAGCCCUGAACUACGCACCAACAAAAGAGAGUUUCAACAAAAGAAGAAUUUGAACAAUCAAUUUGAAGAGAAUACAUAAAACAUUAUUAUAUGAAUUGUUUCAACCUAUAAUACUAAAUUUUUUGAGGAAGAUGGCGGAUAAUCGUCUCUCUCACCAAGAGCUUUAACCAGCAAUAUUGUGAAGUGGGCAAAAUCAGAACAAGUUGCGUCAAGAACUCUUCAUCCAUAAAUGAUAAAACAGUCGCAGCGUUACUGGACAAGUACUAAGGCAUGGAAAAGUUGGAUCUCGGAAGUAUGAUCUUGUCGCUUGAAGGACCUCUGAUUUCCCCAGGCCUAGGUACUCCAUUCCUCUGUCUGGAGCUCGAUCGAUUUCCCUCCAUAAAUUGAUUCUUCCGCAAGAUGAGCGAUUGUGGAAACGGAGCGGAAGAAGUGAAAGAAAGCUGGGCCUGUUCAUCAGGCCUCAAAACAGUCACUGGGCUUGUUGAAGCAUUUGGAAGGUGGGUUUUUCUACUGUAUCCAGUAAAAUGUGAAAAUUGAAGCAAAUGACAAGUUUAAUUAUUGAGCGGUAAUUAUCUGGUCAAAUAUAGCAACUCCAUUAAAGCUAAACAGCUAACGGAAGCUCAACUCAACGAUCCAGUGCCCAAGAUUAAAGAUCCUGUUCUCUCCCCGUUCCCCCUGUAAUUCCUGAUCCAGCCACCACGGAAACUGGGGAAGAAGCCGAAGUAGAGACUGAAACUGGGUGGCUGCUGCGGCAAUACUCCGACCGGCCAAGACAAUCUCUUUGCAGGAAGCGUCCAGUGACCAUUUUGGAUGAGACCCGACAGAAUUCAGCUGCUAAUGGCACCGCUUCAAUUUUCGGUACCGGUAAAUCUCUCUCCCCCAUCUUUUCUCGCUUCUCUGUUCCUCUUUCCUCCGUCGUCGCUUGCUUUCCUCCAAUUUAAUGUGGGAACUUCUGUGUUGCUUAGUUGAGUAUUUCCCAAGCUUGAUCCAGAAAACAAAAGGUCAGCUCUUUUCCGAUUUGGCUUGGCAUACGAAGCUUCCCAAAUCCCAACUAGCAAAAUUUUUCCUUUACUUGUUCAUCUUGUUUCUCCCCUUAUGACGUUGACCCUUUUGCGGUCGAUAAUAGAGACGCAAAACUGAUGUCAUUUAAAGAGUGAAUGAUUGGGAAGCUGACAUGAUUGGGAAUUUGCUUGGAAAUUUCGCGGGUGGUUGUUGUUCUCUUUAAAUUGGAUCCUGGGUACGCUUUGAAUUGUAAGCAAAACCUCCAUCCAUGCAGGUUCUUAGGCGGGGUGGAGUAGUAGAACACUCUGCUGGGUCUCACAAUGAGGCUUUCAAUACUAGGAUCUCGUAAGAUUGCAAUCCGGUUCUUUUCUACUGUCCUAAUGGCUUGUGAUAGUCCAAGGGAGCCCUUGCUUUCAGGGUCAUCCAACCCCAACCCUCAAAUGAGCUCAUCAGCAAAUGCUCCAAAGAGAAGGGUGCUGAGACGUAUUAGGAGUGCUCCUCAAGCGGAUUUGGCUCCUCCAGCACCAGCUGGCAAGGACAAUGGGCCGAUCCCCUGUGCAGAGUCUAUCUUUGGGAACCUUCACCCUAGCAUUAAGCAAGUAGCUAUUUACUUGACUAUCUACUUGGGCCUCGGCACGCUAUCCUUUUACCUUGUGAAAGAUGACAUCACAGGGAAGAAGACUAACAAUCUUCUUGAUGCGCUGUACUUCUGUGUUGUCACCAUGACCACUGUGGGAUACGGAGACUUGGUCCCAAACAGUGCCGCCACGAAGCUACUCGCCUGUCUGUUUGUCUUCAGUGGGAUGGCUCUCGUUGGCCUGAUAGUGAGCAAAGCAGCCGAUUACUUGGUGGAGAAGCAAGAGAUUCUGCUAGUGAAGGCGAUGCACCUGCGAGACAAAACCGGCCCAACCGAAAUCCUUAAAGAAGCCACGACCAAAAAGGCGAAGUACAAGUGCCUGUUGACUGCAGGAAUCAUUGGAGUGCUCAUGGUGGCUGGAACCGUGUUCCUCUGCCAAGUCGAGAAUCUGGGAUUCAUUGAUGCCUUCUACUGUGUGUGUUCCACCGUCACCACCCUGGGGUACGGUGAUAAGAGCUUCUCCACGAGCGGUGGGCGCCUCUUCGCUGUGGUUUGGAUAAUGGUAAGCACCAUUGGGCUAGCUCAGCUGUUCCUCUACGUGGCGGAGGUGUUCACUGAGAGCAGACAGAGGGCACUGGUGAACUGGGUUCUUACUAGAAAGAUGACCACUGGGGACUUGGAGGCUGCUGAUAUCGACUGUGAUGGCCAUGUCGGGUGUGCGGAGUUUGUGCUGUACAAGCUGAAAGAGAUGGGGAAGAUCACCCAGGAAGAUAUCAUGCUGGUAACUGAUGAAUUUGAGGGCCUUGACGUCGACCAAUCGGGUUCGAUCACCGCGUCUGAUCUGUUUCUGGCUCAAUCAACUGAAGCAAAGAAGUGAGGGCUCUUAUACAAAGAAGUCUCAAGUGUUUGGUCUGCUUGUAUGAUGUGUAGUAGCGUCCUCUAAUGUCAAAAAUUUCCUGUAAACUUUUUCUUCCUUACCCACCGUUGGCGUUUGUAAUGUAUGAAUGUAUGGAAGCUAUAUUUCGCUGGGAAAUUGGCCCAAUGGUGGUAUAUCGUCUAUUUGCUUGGGCUUCUGGCCCAUGAAAUGGUCCUCCCGAAUCCACAACCAUAUUCGGAUUCCACACCCGACAUCAGCGGCGUGGGCCGCACACGAGUACUGUCCAUUUGUCUCGACCAAUCAUGGCCACGUUGGGUGGAUGGGAUGGGACCCACCGCCGCAUAAAAAAUUCAACGUCUC
This is a messenger RNA of Linum trigynum, 3025 nucleotides long. The record is from the annotation of a GenBank genome assembly. Lineage: Eukaryota; Viridiplantae; Streptophyta; Magnoliopsida; Malpighiales; Linaceae.